AUAUAUAUCAUUCGUUGCAGUUUAUUUUGCUACAAUUAUUGGAAUUGCAGAAAGUGCAUUUUUAUUUUUAGUGCUAUUAGCAUUUAUAGUAUUUGAAUUUGUACACUUUUUACGACCUGAAACUAAAGUUUCACUAAUUUAUCCAAGUUAUUCAUCUGAUUCAAAUGAUCCUUGGAAUUUAGCCACCACAUAUAAUUCCAUAACAUUGAAUAAUGAUAGCUGCGCGACAUGUACCUCUUCUGAUGGAUCGGAGCAAAGGGAGUUUCCGGACACUCAUAAUUCACGUGAAUUUGUACAUACCAAUUAUCCAGAUAUCGCACGUAUGUUCAUAUGUCCGAAUAAUUUG
This is a messenger RNA of Cetraspora pellucida, 346 nucleotides long. Lineage: Eukaryota; Fungi; Glomeromycota; Glomeromycetes; Diversisporales; Gigasporaceae. The record is from the annotation of a GenBank genome assembly.